Nilaparvata lugens (brown planthopper) is the source of this 3572-nucleotide messenger RNA. RefSeq names its product diacylglycerol O-acyltransferase 1 (gene mdy). Bases 359 to 1837 code for a protein of 492 amino acids. The record is from RefSeq and is a predicted model, not a curated record. The transcript is spliced from 12 exons. Gene Ontology annotation, cellular component: endoplasmic reticulum membrane. NCBI's taxonomy places the organism in Eukaryota, Metazoa, Arthropoda, Insecta, Hemiptera, Delphacidae. Gene Ontology annotation, molecular function: diacylglycerol O-acyltransferase activity. Gene Ontology annotation, biological process: triglyceride biosynthetic process.
CUUACAAUGUUUUGGUUAUCUUAAGUUCAGGAGUUCACUUGUCUUUCUUCAAUCUUCAUUCUCUUUUCUUAUCUAAUUAGUUAUUUGUUAUGAGUUUUGUACCUUAUUAAAUGUAAAAAGGCCAAGGACCGAUCAUCUCAUAUCUAUUCAUGAUAAUCUUUAGUAAUAGUUUGUCUUUGGUUUGCAACUAUAGGUAAUCUUUGUCAUUCAUAGGAAGUGCUUUCCAAAACUUACAGUAGUUGUGAUGAGUGAUUAUUUACUAUUGAACGCUUUAUAUUUUAAUUAAUAAUUUCAUUUAUACGUUUUGAAUAACUGAAAUUGAGGAUACCUCUGUAAGUGUAAUCUACCAAUUUUUGUAAUGACGCCUGAUCAUGAACAAAUUAAAGUUCGAAGACGGACUAAGAGUGUUACAAGAGCUGAGGAAAUCAAAACUUUUGAAGCAAAAGUUAGAAAAUCUCAACCUGAUAGACCAUGCCACAGGCCGAGAGAUUCACUAUUUUCAUGGUCGUCAGGGUUCGGAGAUUUCAAUGGAUUCAUGAACUGGGGAUUUCUUCUCCUCUUCAUGGGAGGAGUGAGAUUACUUCUGGAGAACCUCAUCAAGUAUGGUAUUAGAGUAGAUCCUGAGCAAUGGUUGAUAGUAUUGACGGGAAGGCAAGAAGGAGGCCCUGAACAUCCUUCUAUCAUUCUCCUCAUUUACUCAAUAGUUCCAGUAACCAUUUGCCUUACCAUUGAAAGAGGUUUAUCGAAGCAUGUAAUAUCGUCCAGGUCUGGGCUGCUGGCUCACAUAGGAAACUUGGUUGUAAUGAUAUCAGUGCCAAUGAUAGUCAUCUAUGUCAAAUCAUCAGGCUUCAGUUUAAUUGGUGCGUCCUCAGUAUGUUUCUUAUAUUCUAUUCUUUUCCUGAAAAUGUGGUCGUACGUCCAAGUGAACUUCUGGUGCCGUAGUCGUCUCAUUCAAAAUGCAAAAGGGCAUUUGAGGAGACAAAGUAUGUCUUAUACGAAAAUGAGCAAUGGUGCUGUUCAUUCUUCAAGUGAUGGAAAGUCUGAUAAAGAGGAUGAUGUUGGCAAUUUGGUGCAAUACCCUGAUAACUUAACAUUCAAGGAUAUGAUGUAUUUCAUUUGUGCUCCUACUCUGUGCUACGAAUUGAACUUCCCAAGAACUGAAAGAAUAAGGAAAAGAUUCCUUUUGAAGAGACUAUUUGAGGUUCUGCUUCUACUUCAAGUUAUGAUGUCACUCUUUCAACAGUGGAUAAUACCGUCUGUUAAGAACUCAUUGAUACCAUUCUCAAACAUGGAUGCUGCCAAAGUCACCGAGAGAUUGCUCAAGUUAUCGAUUCCUAAUCACCUUGUGUGGCUCAUAUUCUUCUAUCUGAUGUUUCACUCGAGUUUGAAUCUGGUUGGAGAGCUGUUGCAUUUCGCUGACAGGAAUUUCUAUUCAGAUUGGUGGAAUGCCAACAACAUCGAUGUGUUCUGGAGAACUUGGAAUAUGCCGGCUCAUAAAUGGGCUGUCAGGCAUCUCUACAUUCCUCUUGUUGGCAUGGGCUACAGUAAAACAACAGCGAGCUGCAUGGUGUUUUUCAUCAGCGCUUUUUUCCACGAGUACCUUGUCAGUGUGCCUCUGCGCACAUUCAAGAUUUGGGCUUUCCUAGGAAUGAUGGGCCAGAUUCCACUGUCAGUUUUUUGCAAGUGGGUAGAGGAUCGGUUCGGACCAAGGUGGGGAAAUAUCAUAGUGUGGACAUCUUUGAUUCUCGGGCAACCUCUCUGCAUCAUGAUGUACUAUCACGAUUACGUCAUCACACAUUUUGGCGAAUCUCUCAUAGAACGAUACGGUAAAGUUUAAUUGUUCAAAAAUGAAUGCAAUCACUCCAUGUGCCUUUAUAAUUUUAUCAUUUCUAUACAUUUGGCGCUGAAAAAUUCCACAAAAUACUUAUGAUAAAGUAUUCCAAUCAACAUUAAAUUUGAGUCCUAUUUAUAAUAACAAGAAUCACAUUCCUGUUGAAUCGGUGCUUACUGAUUAAUCAUGCAUUCCAAAAAACUAUUUUAAAGCUCUUAAACAUUUUCCUUAUCAAAGGAAUGACAUUUUUGAAAAUAAUUUCGAAUUAUAAUCAAAUUAUAUUAUUUAUAUUCUAUUUGUUGGUGCCAUUCAGGAUAAAUCAUAUUUACCUUUAGGUUUAAAGCUUACCUUAGAUCAUAGUAACUAUAUGAACAUCACACAUUAUUUUAAACUAUGUUUUAGUUUUUUCUCUUUGAAAGAAUUAGAAAUGAAAUUGAGAAAGGAAUUGUCUCUAGAUGCAUUAUGUAAUCAAUUCAUAUUAUGUUCAGUAUGCUUAUUCAAUCAAGUAAGCAGAAGUAUGCUUAUUCAAUCAGAAGUGGUACUGUCUAUCUGUAAGUUAUCAAUGUGCUGCAAUAUUUUUUUUUAAUGUGAGAUAGGACGGUGAAGAUGGAUCCAGCACUUUCGAUUGUAUAGAGUACGUCUUAUAUUGCUGUAGCAUUUUCAGUAUAAAAUGAUGAUGUUUGAUGGAAAUGAUUAAUGUUUGAUGGAAGUCGAAUGAUUGUUGUUGAUUCCAUUUUACUCCACCAGUCAACUACUUACAUUUUAGUAGCAUAGAAUAUUCCAUCAAAAUAUUGAUUCAAAUCUUCAAUUCAAUAUUUAGUUCAAAAUAUCCAUUUGUAGUUUUCUAAUAAAAUUUAAAUAAUUCAAUAUCUUUACUUUCCAACUUUAGAUCAAGGAAAGUUAUUUUGAAGACACAAGUUUGAAACUAACAAUGGUCAUCACUUGACCAUCGUAUUGAAGCAGGAUGUAAUUCAAGGAAUAAGAGUACAGUUCGUUUCCGUAUUUUGGUAACACUGUUAUAUUAGAAGAUCAUAAUGAAGCCAAUAAAAUGCUACUUCGACACGUAAUUGAAAAAUGAGAAUCUCUCAAGUAAUUUUGUUGUUUUAACUUAUUCAUUUGUUUAUUUCAAAUAUUCAAUGCAAGUUUUUUAAACAUAUUGUCUUCCUUGAUAUUGGUGUAACUUGUAAGACUGAAUAAUAUUCUUAAUGUUUAUAUUUUGUUGAGCAAUAUCAGUUGGUAAUGAGGUGCUAGUGUGGUGUAUUCGUAUUGAUGAUACGAUAUUUUCGUGAGUAGAAACUGAAUGUAGUAACUGUUUUUCAAUUUUGUAUAUUUAUCAAAUCCCUUCUAUAUGAUACCUGUCGUUGAACUCCCAAUCAACUUCUUUGGGAUUCAAAUAAAUGAAAAUAUAUUAUACACUUACGAAGAAAUAUAUUAUUGAUGUAGUUCAGUAGAAUGGAAAAUGUUUGUAGUAAUAAUCAUAUGUAUCGAUAUUUUCUAGCAUGUUAACCAUUUUAUAUUAACAUUUGAAGGGUUAUGUAGUAUAUUGUAGAAUAUUUUUAUGAAAAAAUUGUUCAUCACAUUUACAUUUUAUUGACUGCUCAUGAGAGCAUUAAUUUGUUUCAUAAGAGAUUAUGUUGUAAGAUUUAUAUAUUUUGUAUGCAUCCAAUGAGAAAGAAUUGUUGAAUUAAUGUAUUGUUACAACUAGUGUUUUUGUUAGAAAUAAAAUAGUUAAUAUAAAACA